CACCACCACCACCACAACGCCGCAAUCACCAUUACCACCAUCACCAUCACCACCAACACCACCACUACAACCACCACCAUCACCACCACCACCACCACAACGCCAUCACCCAUCACCAUCAAUAACUCCACAACCACAACCACCACCACCACCACCACAAUCACCACCAUCGUACUUAUCACCAUCGUGAGCACAGCCACCAUCGUACUUAUUCCCAUCAUGGUCACCACCAACACCGAACUUAUCCCCAUCAUGAGCAAAACAACCAUCGUAUUUAUCACCAUCAUGACCACCUCCACAACCACCGUACUCAUCCGAAUUAUGAGCACAAUCACCUUCACCACCAUCGUGCUUAUCAACAUCACCACAAUCACCACCAACACCACCACCACCAACACAACCACCAACACCGUGCUUAUCACCAUCAUGAGCACAACCACAAUUGUACUUAUCACCAACAUGACCACUUUCACCACCAGACUUAUCACCAGCAUGAGCAACACCACCAUCGUACUUAUCACCAUCGUGAGAACAACCUCCAUCGUACUUAUCAGCAGCAUGAGCACCAUCACCAUCAUACUUCUCACCAUCCUGAGAACAACCACCAUCGUACUAAUCACGAUUAUGAGCACAGCCAUCGUACUUAUUCCUAUUAUGAUAACCACCCUCACCGUACUUAUUCCCAUAUUAAGAAUAACCACCAUCGUACUUAUCACCAUCAUGACCACCACCACCGUCAUACUUAUCACCAACAUGACCACACCCACCCCCAUCAUCAUGACUACCACCACGACCGUGCUCAUCACAAUCAUAACCAUAACCACCGUGUUCAUCACCAUCAUGAACACCACCACCACCGCUCUCUACACCAUCAAAACCACCACCACCUCCACCUCCACCCUGUUCAUCACCGUCAUGACCACCAUAACCAUCUCCGUGCUCCUAACCAUCAUGACAAUCACCACUACCAUAUUGCUAAUCACCAUCAUGACCACCACCAUCGCAAUAACCGUGCUUAUCACCAUCAUCACCGUCACUAUCUCCAAAACAACCACCAUCAUCAUCACAACCACCACCAUCACCACCACCACCAUCAUGCUUUUCACCACCACCACCACAAUCACCACCAUCGUACUUAUCACCAUCGUGAGCACAGCCACCAUCGUACUUAUUCCCAUCAUGGUCACCACCAACACCGAACUUAUCCCCAUCAUGAGCAAAACAACCAUCGUAUUUAUCACCAUCAUGACCACCUCCACAACCACCGUACUCAUCCGAAUUAUGAGCACAAUCACCUUCACCACCAUCGUGCUUAUCAACAUCACCACAAUCACCACCAACACCACCACCACCAACACAACCACCAACACCGUGCUUAUCACCAUCAUGAGCACAACCACAAUUGUACUUAUCACCAACAUGACCACUUUCACCACCAGACUUAUCACCAGCAUGAGCAACACCACCAUCGUACUUAUCACCAUCGUGAGAACAACCUCCAUCGUACUUAUCAGCAGCAUGAACACCAUCACCAUCGUACUUCUCACCAUCCUGAGAACAACCACCAUCGUACUAAUCACGAUUAUGAGCACAGCCAUCACCAUCACCACCACCACCACAACAACAAAUAUCAAGACCAACACCACCAUCACCACCACCACCACCAUCACCACCACCACAACUACUCUCAGCAUCAUCAUGACUACCACCACGACCGUGCUCAUCACAAUCAUAACCAUAACCACCGUGUUCAUCACCAUCAUGAACACCACCACCACCGCUCUCUACACCAUCAAAACCACCACCACCUCCACCUCCACCCUCACAUCGUCAUCCACCACCACCGUGCUAACAACCAUCAGCAAAUCCACCACAAUCAUGCUCACCACCAUCAGCACAUCCACCAUCAUCAUGACCACCACCGUGCUCAACACCAUCAGCACGUCAACCACCACAACCACCAUGCUUACCACCUUCAGCACAUCCAACACCACCACCAUUUUGCUCACCACCAUCAAAACUUCCACCUCCAUUACCACCACCACCACCACCGUGCUCACCACCGUCAGCACAUCCACAACCACCACUACCGUGCUCACCACCUUCAGCAGAUCCACCACAACCGUGCUCACCUCCAUCAACACAUCCACCAUUACUGUGCUCACUACCACAUCCACCACAAACAUGCUGCCCAGAUUCAGCACAUCAACCACCACCAUGCUCAUCACCAUCAGCGCAUCCACCACCACCAUGCUCACCACCACCAGCACAUCCAUCACCACAGUGCUCACCACCAUCAGCACAUCCACUACCGCCGUGCUUACCACCAUCAGCACAUCCAUCACCACCAUGCUUACCACCAUCAGCACAUCUACCACUACUGUGCUCACCACCAUCAGCACAUCCACCACCACCGUGCUCACCACCAUCAGCACAUCCACCACCACCACUACUGUGCUCACCACCAUCAGCACAUCCACCACCACCGUGCUCACCACCAUCAGCACAUCCAUCACCACCGUGCUCACCACCAUCAGCACAUCUACCACUACUGUGCUCACCACCAUCAGUACAUCCACCACCACCACCGUGCUCACCACCAUCAGCACAUCCACCAUCAUCACUACUGUGCUCAACACCAUCAGCACAUCCACCACCACCACUACUGUGCUCACCACCAUCAGCACAUCCACCACUACCGUGCUCACCACCAUCAGCACAUCCACCACCACUGUGCUCAUCACCAUCAGCACAUCCACCACCACUGCGCUCACCACAAUCAGCACAUCCACCACCACCCGGUUUGAUGUUGUUUAG
Mya arenaria is the source of this 2817-nucleotide messenger RNA. Its product is annotated as mucin-2-like. The transcript has 10 exons. NCBI's taxonomy places the organism in Eukaryota, Metazoa, Mollusca, Bivalvia, Myida, Myidae. The record is from RefSeq and is a predicted model, not a curated record. The annotation marks the transcript as partial.